AUGAAGACGGACGGCGGUGAAACCUUAGUUUCCGACCAAUCUUCAAAGCAACGGAAGCCGAAGUCCCGUGAAGUGAGUUCUCGCUUUCUCUCAUCGAGCAUCACACCUUCCAUUGAAAGUCCAAACCACACUCUCUAUCCACUCCGAGCAAAACCCAGAUCAUCCACCGAUAGCCAAAAGCACCGAAGCCUCGAAUCUUCAGGUUUUGUACUAGGGCUUUGGCCAUCUUCUGGUUCAUCAUCAUCAUCUUCAUCUUCUUCUUCUUUGAGUAAAAAACAAAGCACUCUCGCUGAUCAUCUUGGAAUUGAGAGAAUUAAAGGCCAUGAAAAGUCUGAGAAGUCGAUGUUCUUCAACAGACAAAGAAGCUGCACGGAGUUUAGUAGGUUUGAGAACGAGAAAUCAAUCGCCAAAGAAAAUCAUAAACCAUUCUUUGGUGGGUCGAUGAGGUAUACCGGAAAAUUCAGGUUUCCGGGAAAAUCAUCGAAUUCAUCAUCGGCGUUGUCAAAAUCGUCGAGUUUAGUCGAUGAUCACGAUCAUACAGUUCCCGGAAGGUUUUCGGUGGAUUCAAAUGCGCUUCGGAUGAAUUCACUUCCUCGAAUAUCUGAUAUCUUAACAGAAACACAAGAUUCAGAGUCCGAGUGCAGUGACAUAUGCUCCGGCUCGAGUUUUGAAUCACCGGUAAUCGGAAAAAGGUUUCCGGCUUCCUAUAUGGCACCGACGGUGAGCUCAAGAAAGGCCGGUAAAGUGGUUUCUUCAAAAUACAUGAACGAUUUGCCAUCAAGGUCUCGGCGGUGGACUGUUGAUUCUAGCACUCAACACCCAGUUUCAUCGGACAAUUCUCCCAAGAAAUCGGCCAUAAAAAACUCAAUGAAGCGGACAAAUUCGCUUACUACCUAUGGGUCUACGACGUCGCAGUGGGCCUUGUCACCGGCGAGGUCAAGUUCGCCGCCAGUGUCGACUGAGAGCAAGGGAACUUCGAUGUCGUUUUCGAGUUUGAAGCCUCCGACGAGUCCGUACAACGCUAAAGGUGUUGGGAAUUUGCUGAGUAGGGGGCUUGAAUUGUUUAAGGUUAAGAAAGCUUCUUCAAGUACUAGUUCAUCUCCUCUAGGGCCUGCCAUGACAGAGAGCUUUCAUCAGAUCAGACUGUUGCAGAAUAGGUUGGUGCAAUGGAGGUUUGCUAAUGCUAGAGCUGAGGCUGUGAAUCUGAGCUUAGCUAAUCAGGCAGAGAGUAACUUGUCUUAUGCCUGGAAUGGACUUGCAAAGUUGCAACAUUCUGUACUACAAAAGAAGUUGCAGCUAGAGAAAGAGAAGCUGCAGAUGAAACUGAAUAUUGUGCUUCAUUCUCAAAUUAAGCCAUUGGAAGCUUGGGGAGAUAUGGAAUGGCAACACCUAUCAGCAGUAUCUAUGACCAAAGAUUGUUUGCACUCUGUUGUUUGUAGGGUACCCCUUAUUGAAGGGGCAAAGGUGGAACCACAACUAGUUUCGGUUGCAAUACGACAUUCCUCAGACCUUGCAGCAUCCAUGAAGAUGAUGUUAGCUGCUUCUUCAUCCGCGGCUGAGAAGACGGUGUCAAUGGUUUCGGAAUUAGCAGAGGUAGUCGCACAAGAGAAAUCCCUAUUGGAAGAGUGCUUAGAGCUUUUCAAGAUCAUUUUGAAGCUAGAGAUGCGAGAGUGGAGCUUAAAGUGUAAUAUUAUUCAACAGAAAUUGUGGCAGCAACAACAACAACAACAUGAUCGAAAUGAGAUUUGUGCAUAA
This is a messenger RNA of Ilex paraguariensis (yerba mate), 1755 nucleotides long. The record is from the annotation of a GenBank genome assembly. NCBI's taxonomy places the organism in Eukaryota, Viridiplantae, Streptophyta, Magnoliopsida, Aquifoliales, Aquifoliaceae.